AUGUCGAACAUAUGUCGGAAGUUGGAGAAAACUUGUCAGAAUGCGAGACAGCGGGGAAACCAGCGGGAGUUGGCCCUGGCUCUCGAGGAACUCGCUUGCUACCUUGCCGAUCAGAGAUCUUGGGACCGUCUCGUCGAAGUUCGGACCGAACUACUUGAGGUUUUGGAGAAACUCCAUGAUACGCUGGAACUGGCUCGAUGUCAUCGAUUCAUCGGUGAGGCUUAUUUGGAAUUACGAGACCCUGACUUGGCUUUACGUCAUGUGAAAAUGUAUCUGAAGCUGUGCCAGAACGAGUGCGAACUCGAGAAGCAGCGAGCUUUCACCACACUCGGAAGGGUUUAUGUCGCCAAGUUCGACAUCGAUGGAACAAAAGGUGCAUUGGACAAGGCCACGCAGUUCUAUAAUUCAGCACUAUACUUGGCGAUGAAGUUCGAAAAAGAUGAACAGCUCGGAUUAGAAGAAGCUCGGCUAAUGCGCGGCCGUUUGUUGUACAACCUGGCCCUGGCGGCCCAAAGGAAAGUGAACGGUGGGAAGAGUGAAGUUCUCAAACAUCUCGAGCGUGCCGUUUACACUCUGAAACAGGACGCUGUUCGCCUCGAAAGAUGGGAUCGCAAGCUCCAGGACGGAGACGGUGACGUCAACGAGCUCCACGAGAAAGUGGGAGACACCUUAGUGAGGUUCGGAUUCCUCGGAGCAGCUAUACGGUCUUACAGAAAGAUCGAAGCCCCCUUCGCCGCUAAGUGUAAACGAUACGCUGCUAUCUGUGGAUCGAUUGCUGAAACUUACAGCGACCUCUCAGACUUCGUCAAAGCAGAGGAAUGGUACCUCAGGGAGCUCCAAUACCGACACGAGGACGAAUUCGAGGAAUUGAGCAAUCUGUAUCUAUCAUUGAUCAACUGCAUACGGGAACCUCCGCAGCUCGAGAGGAUCAUCGACUUCUCGAGGAAAGCAUCGGAAUGCGCGGAACGGUGCACGAAGCGAUUCGUCAAGAAAAACGUCCUCGAGAGAUUGAAGGAGCUAAGGGCGGAAAUAGAGAAUCUCGAGAUUCCGAACUUCGAGUCACUUGAAAAGCAAUUGGAUGGAGGACAAUCGACCGACUCCGAAACAUCGAUGACAGAAGAAUCGAAUCGUGAUACUUCGGUCGAUUUGUCGGAUUUAUCUGUCGAGGUGACUUCCGACACGGAGGAGCGAGCCACGAAGGCUCGGACCGGAUCAAGGCGGAUCACCGAAAAGAAGAACGAACGAGGCGAAACUUUGCUGCAGCAGGAGUGCAUCAAAGGCAAUCUAGCCGCGGUUCAGAAACUCAUCGGCCAAGGCUUCGAUGUGAAUUCCGUUGACAACGGCGGUUUCUCUUGUCUUCACGACGCGGCAAACCAUGGAUUCUUUGAAAUAGUGAAGCUUCUGGUGGAAGCUGGAGCCGUCGUGAACAAAGAGAGCAAGGACUUCUCUCACAGGAUCACCCCGCUUCAUUCUGCGGCAGCCGAUGGCCACUAUCUGAUCGUAUCUUAUCUUCUGGAUCAUCGAGCUAAUGCGAAGGCCCUGACCAUACGGGGACAGACAGCUUUCGAUCUUUUGGAGGUGUCAGAAACCCAGGACGAAGUGUACAUAUCUAUUCGGGAGAGACUUCAAGCCGCCGAUGCCGAAGUACGCCAUCUCAAGAACAUGGUCAAACGGCGUUUCCAACACAUUACGACGCCGUCGCCUUUUCUGACCGUGAACAACGACGACAAAUCCGCCGGACCGGCCGACGCUAUCAUGAUCGAAGAGGAUGUCGUCUCGACGAAGGGUCGAAAGAGAAAGAAACAGAGGAAUUUGGAUUCCAUCGUAGUGAGAAGUAAACGUGUCCGAGAGCCGAGUUCCGAACGCGACGGAGAGCCGUCCGCAUCAAAUUAUCGCUGUCGAACUCCUUCACCGAAACGCAAGCGGCAACCCACGAUCCUGUCAGCCAUCCAGAACAUGAGCGACGAUUCAAACGGAGCGAACGACACAAUCAAAGACGCCUUCGAAAGGACAUUGAUGUGCAGCACCCCAACGAAAAACCGGGGCCGUGACGACACUGUAAUUGAUGUUGACGUUUCAGACACAACACUGAAGGACAAGGAUGCAAACAUUGCGGAUCGAGACACCGGUAAUAGCACGAUAUCGGAAAAGUCUUCGUCUUCGAGCGUCUCCGGUUUCGGCCUCGCGUCUGUUCACCUAGUCAGGGUCAGAGUGGAGGAGAGAUUGCUCUCGAUUCCGCUGCCGAGGGAUUUUUCCGAACUCACCAUCGGUUACCUCGAGCAGCAAGCCGCGGAGCGGUACCAGGCGAUCGAGGGAACCCGGCCGGUGGUGAACAUAGCUCUCGAGGAUGGCGCUCUUUUAUGUUCGUCUGACCCAAUCGUCUGUGUUCAGGGUAUUCCUGUGCUGAAAGGAAUAGUCGCUGCUUGGAACGUCCCGGCCCUCGAAGAGAGAAUCAAAAUCAAGCUCACAGGCAAGGCGUUGUCGAAAAAACUUCUACAAAGAUGUCAGAUCGCCACCACGUUCGGCAAGUUGGAGCUCGAUCACAUGAAGGUUCCCCAGGAGCUGUUCAUAGUUUUAAAGCACGAAACACAUCUGCACACCCUCAAAAUGCUCUUCGUACAUCUGGAUACGAACGCGUGUCAGCAGCUGAGUGAGGCGUUCGCCCGACUGAAAAAUUUGAAGUUUCUUUCCCUCGCUGGCUCUGGUCUCAGCGGAAAACAGUUCCUGGAUGUUUUCGCGAAAUUUGCCAGCAUGGAACUCGAGGAGUUGGAUCUGAGUUUCAAUUCCGCUGAUAAUUUCUUCGUUAACCUCCUCCGGAGCCUCGUUCCUCGACUGAGAUCCUUGAAAUCUUUGAUAGUUUCUUCGUGCAACAUCACUGACACCUCUUGUAUAAACGACAUCCUAGAUCAAGGCACGGUUUCGAAGGUAGACCUGUCCUGCAAUCCUCUCGGAGAGAACGGACUCCGGACGUUAGAGGGAGUGCUUCGUCAAACUAGUCUGAAAGAACUCGAUCUAAGCAAUUGCGUGAAGCAGAAGGUGACGAUAGAAUUUCUAAUAGAAUUCCUGGAAAAAUGUAAAAAUCUAAAGACUGUGAAACUCAACGGCUUGCUCAUCGAAGAAUACCAUCCGAGGGAUAGCUUAGCGACAUCGACGAGUUUCGACACAGCAUUGCAGCUCCACAUGGAGAAGACUCCGCCAAUAUCUUGGAAUUUACGCGAAAGUCUCGAAUCGUAUUUAGGGAAAUUAGUCAUGGACGAUGUAUGA
Galendromus occidentalis (western predatory mite) is the source of this 3264-nucleotide messenger RNA. Its product is annotated as tonsoku-like protein. Gene Ontology annotation, biological process: double-strand break repair via homologous recombination; replication fork processing. Gene Ontology annotation, cellular component: nuclear replication fork. Lineage: Eukaryota; Metazoa; Arthropoda; Arachnida; Mesostigmata; Phytoseiidae. The transcript has 9 exons. Gene Ontology annotation, molecular function: protein binding. The record is from RefSeq and is a predicted model, not a curated record. Bases 1 to 3264 code for a protein of 1087 amino acids.